Molecule: messenger RNA, 3207 nt
Organism: Oncorhynchus masou masou (cherry salmon)
Lineage: Eukaryota; Metazoa; Chordata; Actinopteri; Salmoniformes; Salmonidae
Product: vesicle-associated membrane protein 1-like
Exons: 5
Coding region: 780-1160 (126 amino acids)
Biological process (GO): vesicle-mediated transport; vesicle fusion; SNARE complex assembly
Cellular component (GO): plasma membrane; SNARE complex
Molecular function (GO): syntaxin binding; SNAP receptor activity
Source: RefSeq, a predicted model, not a curated record
UAUGAGUCCAACUGGAGAGAGAGAGAGAGAGGGGAAGGGGAGCGACGCAUUAUUGCAGUAUAGUGCCAUCACACACACACACACACACACACACACAAACGAAACUAGUGCACAAACCGACACACAGAUACGCUUCCACACACUCGCCGGGAGAGGGGGAACAACGGUGGUGUUCGAUAAUUCUGAAACUAGACCACGGGAAAAUAGUGAAAUUAUAUAAUUGGGUAAUGUAAAGGAAAGAGAAAUCAGUUGUGUUUAGGUUUUGAAGGGGAACGUGCAAUCUAAACAAUUGGUGUGAUUUUGAGCAUCUCGACUCAGCAUCUUUGGAACAUCACGACUUCUCUUGCAUAGAUUUAUUAUGUAAAGAAAUUCGCCAAGCAUCCUUGGAUUUAUCCCUUAUGGAUUUUACGAACUGAAAUUGAGAAUCUGUGCAUCACCCGUAUUCACUUUCAACCUCUUACACCGCUGCCUUUCUUCGAGCGAAUAUUACCCGACGCUUGCCUGGGUAUUGCGGUAUUCUGGUGAUGACUUGCGGUGCUAAAGCAUUGCUUUGAGGUUACUGCAUCAGCUUCUGCAUUCGUUUGUUAUUAACGCAUCAAAGUAAUCAGUCGAGUCUCUGAGGUUCUGGACAUCUUUGGACGACAGCAGAGAUUUUUCCCAUUGCUUUUUUGUGAUUUCGCUUUUUUAUUUUUGACUACAGACCCUUCCCCCUUUCGUCGCUCUCUCUCUCCCCCCACCGCUCACUGACAGUGAGUCAGUUCUAAGCAGCUGCAUAGAAGAUGUCUGCCCCAGAUGCUGCUCCCCCAGCUGGACCUCCCGGAGCCCCAGGGGCCCCAGGAGCAGAUGGAGCCCCAGGUGGAGGGCCCCCACCCCCCCCUCCCAACACCUCCAGCAACCGCAGGCUACAACAGACACAAGCCCAAGUGGAGGAGGUGGUGGAUAUUAUGCGGGUGAAUGUGGACAAGGUUCUGGAGAGGGACCAGAAGCUGUCGGAGCUGGAUGACAGAGCGGAUGCUCUCCAGGCCGGGGCCUCCCAGUUCGAGAGCUGUGCAGCCAAACUCAAGAGCAAAUACUGGUGGAAAAAUGCAAAGAUGAUGAUCAUUAUGGGUAUCAUUGGAGUUCUCGUGGUCGGAGUCCUUUUCUUGUACUUCUUCUAUUGAGUAAUCCCACCGUGGCAGGACACAGACAUGAGAGCGGAAUAGGAGAGAAGAAGAAAACAAAAUCGACAAAAUCCAAACUCCUAUCCCGCCCCCUUUUCCUCCACACCAGGUCUUCCAUCUAGCACUUAAACAUGACGCUAGUGUGUAGAUGUUGUUGCUCUCUUUUCUCUUUGUCCUCCUGCCCUUCCCUUCUCUUUGAUCCAUAUUUCUUCCUCUGUUUUGGCGUGCUGUCUCACUCACUCUCUCCUGCCUCUGCGUCUCAUACAUUAUUGAAGUGUGCAGUAGGGAGAGAGAGAGAGAGAGAGAGAGAGGAAGCAGGAAGAAGUGAAAGAGAGAGAGAGAGGAAGCAGGAAGAAGUGAAAGAGAGAGAGAGAGGAAGCAGGAAGAAGUGAAAGAGAGAGAGCAUGGAGGAAGCAGGAAGAAGUGAAAGAGAGAGAGAGAGAAAGAGAGAGAGAGAGAGGAAGCAGGAAGAAGUGAAAGAGAGAGAGCAUGGAGAAAGAGAGAGUGAGUGCAAUGAAAGAGCGCAGCAGUUCUUUCUAUCCGCCAAAGCUUGUUCGUGUUACCUUUUGGAGAGCAUACCACAUUUGUAAAUUGAUACUGACAUACAGUACCUAACAACCCCUCCUGAUCCCCUACCUCAUACCACUACCAUUAUAAACACUACUUACUAAUACAAGGUCAUGUUUAAGAGUAUGAUCAUUUUGUCAUGUGUGUGUGUGUACUUGUGAUCCAAAUCAGUGUAGUCAGUAGCUUUUUCCAGGGUUAGUUGAUGUAGGCCUUGACGGGCAUUCCUGCCUUUUCCUUUACCUCCCUCUUCCUCUCACUCGCUGACUGUGGUGUUUAAGAGAGAGAUAGAGAGAGAAUAAGAAAAGCCAGGAAGGAUACUGGAAAAGGCAGAAACCACUUUUGGGACACUGACUUUUAGUAUAUCUUUAUUCUUGUACCACAGACAGACAGACGGACAGUUAGCGAGAUUGACAUUGAAACAGACAGUCUGUACCUACAUAGAGUAUUCUUUCAGGAGUGCAGACAAGUCUAUACAGCAUUAACUCUCAACACACCUAAAGGCAGGUCUGUGUAAUAACACUGCAUAGUACAUUUUUGAUUGAUUAGUGAGCAGCUUUACUGUGUUGUGGUUGUGUUCAGACACUCUUGUACGUUCUAGUAGAGAGGGUACAGGGUUAGGGAGGAAUGGUUCAAUAGACUGUCCCCUAUCUGGAGAGGACAUAACCAAAUAACCCCCCAAAUAACCCACUUCCUGCACAUUAAACCAACAAAAACACACACUAUUAUCUACAGUAGACUUUAGGCUGUUACCUACAAUAGCCUAUAGGCCCAAAUGGAAGUAAUGUUUGUGUCUUACUUGACUUGCAUGGCAGACGAUGUCCAUAGUUUUGCCUAUUUGUGUGACCUAUGUAUCUGCCAUUUCUGAAACUUAACUGCCGAUUGUACAUUUAUUUUGUUUGGUUUAGUGGUUUUCAGGACCUGUGUAUAGGCUACUGUAUCUAUGCGCUCAAUUAAUAACUCAUGCGUAUGCAAUGCAAUGAAGCUCAAGAGUUUGCCAAAUUUUUGUUGCUCACAUGCUUUCAAAAUAACUAAUACACAACCAGAGAACAAUGGUUGCUACAGUAGUAUUCUGACGGGGAAAAAACGAAAACCAUAGUAGCGUACAAGUAGUACCAUAAAGUACUUCAUCUUUGCCAGACUAUUGCUCCUGAAAAUGUGUUUUUUAGUAGGUUUAUAUUUUACUUUUGGUGUUGGAUAUUCCAGAAAAUAUAAUUUUCCUCUCAAUGGUUGAUAAAGAGGGACUGUUUGACACAUUGUAAAAAAAAAAAGAAAGAAAAAUAUUAGCUAUGUGUAAAUUGCAUUUAUGAAUGAAAAUAGUGGUGAUUCCUCAAAACAAUGAUCUAAUAAUAUUGUGCAAUAAUAUUAUUAGGUGAAUAAAUUAUACAACAUGAUAAUACUGGGAGAGAUACAACUGGAUCGUGAGAAUUCUUUAAACGCAUGCUGACCACUUGAUGCUAAUAAAGAAAAUCAUCAACAUGAA